UGUGUAACUCAUAAAAUCAAGAUAAAUUACAUCAAGAUGAAUAAUUAGAAUAGCAUUGUAACUCGUAAAAAGUUAAAAAGUAACGAUUACAAGGGAACCUGUAAUCAAAAUAAUAAAAUUGCAACAUAUAUUUAAAAAAAAAGCACACGCUCCCAUACCGCUGAGUAUCCAUACCUACUACAGUAACUGUUUUAAAACUUCCCAUUUUGGAACGAAGUUAUGAAAUCUGAGCAGUGAACACGUAACAUUUUGCUUGAAUGGAAAUGGUGACGAUUGAUUCAGAAUUUGUAAAAUCUUUCCCAGGAGCUCAACUGGGUACGGCAGUUAUGCUGAUGUCUGCCGGCUUCUUGGCAAACUAUUGGGGAUGGGCCUCUAUAUUCUACUUUGUUGGUAUAUGUGGAGUCAUCUGGACCCUUUUCUAUAUCUUUAUCGGAGCAGAUGAACCCCAAAACUCAAAGUUGAUAAGUGAUGAAGAGAAGCUGCAUAUUCAGACUUCUCUUGGUCAAAUUGGAGGCAAAAAAUCACUUCCUAUGCCAUGGACGUCGUUGUUGACGUCCAUGCCCUUCAUCAGUCUGAUCAUCGUGCACUGUUGCCAAAACUGGGGAUUCUAUACACUGAUGACCGAGAUGCCAUCUUAUAUGAGCCAAGUUCUCGGAGUGAACGUUAAAGCGAAUGGUGUAUUGUCGGCCACUCCUUACAUCGUGAUGUAUAUUCUCAGUUUUCCCGUUGGCUUCAUAUCUGAUUAUGCCCUCGGCAAGGGCUGGGUUAGUACUACUGCUGCAAGAAAGAUUAGCAAUAGCAUCGGUACUAUUGGCCCAGCAUUGGCUUUGAUUGGAUUAGCGUAUGUGCCAGCUGGUAACAUAACCCUAGCGGUGAGUACACUAUCCGCCGUGGUGGGACUCAACGCAGCACUGCUCACUGGCUUCAUGCUAGUUCAUCUGGAUAUGGCCCCCAAUUUUGCAGGAACUAUGCUUGGCAUCUCGAAUGCCAUUGGCAACAUCAUCUCCAUCAUUGCACCAUUAGCAGCUGGAGCUAUUAUAAAAGACGAGACUGAUGCAGGAGAAUGGCGCAAGGUGUUCUACCUAGACUCAUUUAUUUAUAUCUUCGGAAACACCAUCUUCCUCAUUUUCGGAACCAGUGUACGACAGUUGUGGAACGACCCGAAGCUAGAUAAAAACGUCGAAAAUAUUACUGGUAAUAAUAUUUUAUAUUUACAUUUUAUAAAAUGAAAUAGUGAAGCAGGCCUCGUUUUUUUAGCAUUAAAAAGGGUAGAUAAGAUAAGAGUAUAAGAGACUUUUUAUUGAAAAAAUGUCAGGAUCGUGGCAAGUGGAAAUCCGUGGUAUCUGCCUACUUCGAGAAAUAGGCGUGAUUACAUAUAUGUGGGUGUAUCAUGUCUAUGUUAAUACUUAUAACUGUGUCGUUAGAUUCGUCUCCGUAGAAAAAACAUGACUUCUAAUAUGUGUAAUAGUAAUCAGGCGGGUUUUUAAAUUAUUUCCAAUAACAUCAUCAAUCAACAAAUUUAAAUAUAUCAUUAGUAAACAUUCAAUCAAAUAUAUAUAUAAAUAUUACCAAGUGUUAAAAUUGGAUUAUGUUUUUUUCAGAUGCUGAAGAAUCAGAAAAAGUUAUAUAAACUCUACUAAGAGACAAAUGUAUAUAAAUACAAUUAAUAUAUCAUACUCCAUUUUUUAUGUU
Molecule: messenger RNA, 1692 nt
Organism: Cydia pomonella (codling moth)
Lineage: Eukaryota; Metazoa; Arthropoda; Insecta; Lepidoptera; Tortricidae
Product: putative inorganic phosphate cotransporter
Exons: 6
Coding region: 258-1229 (323 amino acids)
Biological process (GO): monoatomic anion transport; transmembrane transport
Molecular function (GO): transmembrane transporter activity
Source: RefSeq, a predicted model, not a curated record